UCGCACGCAGCGGUUCUCGCCCUGGUUCAUUCUCUGGAGUGUUGCUAGCGUGACUACCAGUGUAGAGCCGUUCUUCAGUAGUGCUCAGUCCCCCGUAACGUUCACAUCUCCUCACACCGCCCACGCCCUUGUAAAGAACCCCCACGCUAUCCGCUACUGGCAAGCACAUGAGAAAUUAUUUACACUUAACAAAAGACUAGAUCGGUGUGUGUGCUUUCCAACAGGAAUAAAAGGCUCAUGUGAAGUGGUGGAAAUUUUGUGUUAAUGAAUUAGAAACACACAUACUUGGAUAAACUUAGAAAAAUAUAUAAGCUAAUCCUGGCGUUGGUUACUGUUAGAAAUACAGGAGUGUUGUGCACGGCAAGACAAUGUGUCGGUGUUUGAUAAUGGCGGUGGUGGCAGCGGCAGCAGCGGCGGCGUCGUCAGUCGCGGCACAAGACUACCAGGAGACGCCAGACUACCCGGACGGCUACUACGCCUUCGACGAGGCUCCCGCCAAGAUCCCACCCAAGGUCCGGAAGCCUCCUUACUUCCAGUCUAAGGUGCCCUGUCCAGGCACUCUGGAAACCAAGGAGCAGAUGCAGCAGUCUCUGGACAAUUUGUGUGGUGACCUCAAUGACGGCCUCCUGCCCAUCAACCCCAUGGGUCAAGCUGUACUAGGUCACUCCUAUCCCUUUGACCUCAUCAAGAACAAGACCCUCGACUUCUUCAGCAAGACGCUACCCAUCCUGAAGGAGGACAAGACGCUGCCCAAGGUCGCCAAGCUCAGGAGCAGGAACGUUCCACUGAGGGACCAGUUUCGUGUUAUCCGGCGGCCCAUUCGAUCCGUGAACGACGACGCGCUCUUCCCCAAAGGCGCCGCCAUCCAGACGGAGGUGAGGCAGACGUUGGAGAGCCUGGAGGAGGGCAAGGUUGAAGGACGGUCGCUGGCCGCUGACGAGGGCGUCCAAGGCAGGAGCGCCAGGGCCUUCUGCGACGACAACUGGGGACUGUUCUGUAUGCUGUACAACGCCAUGGCCGGCAAGAGUUCGAGCGGGAACGCGGCCCAGGACCGCAACGACGACGGCGGCUUCCAGGGCUCCCUCAACAGCCUGACGGGGGGCAUGCAGCCCCUCACGCCCUGCCCGUCAGCCGUCGAGUACAUCACGCCCGUGUUCGCCAGGAACUACCAGGGCGUGUGGCGCUACGUCGUCCAGAUCCCCUACGAGGGCUACUUUACACAGACCGUCGAAGUCACCCAGUGUUUGUCGAGCAAGUGUCACUAUCUGUCGGGGGCUUGUCUGGCGUCGCCCCGCUGGGUGUCUCUCCUGGUGGCCGAGCUUUACUACCCUGAUGCCUUGUUCCCGGUCACGCCCUCGCGUCCUGACCUCAGCCGCGCGGCGGUAGCCUCAGCCGCCCCGCCGUCGUCGCCGGCCGCCACCUCCCGCUACCAGCAGGGUCUCCAGCAGCGUCAUGGCGGCGCCUCCGCCACCCCCGCCCCUCACUAUUGUGACGGCCAGGACGAGAUUGGCUGCUUCCAGGUGCGGCUCUACUACGACUGGUUCCUUAUACCCGGCUCCUGCAAGUGUUGGAAGCAAGACCACUUCGCUCAGUUCGCCUACAGGAAAUAAGAUACGAUAAAGGAUCCGACCUCAGAAAAUUUGUAAACACGAUAUACCUAUUGGCAAGUGUUGGACACAGGGGGACCCAAACACUGGCAAGUGUUGGACACAGGGGGACCCAAACACUGGCAAGUGUUGGACACAGGGGGACCCAAACACUGGCAAGUGUUGGACACAGGGGGACCCAAACACUGGCAAGUG
Molecule: messenger RNA, 1802 nt
Organism: Procambarus clarkii (red swamp crayfish)
Lineage: Eukaryota; Metazoa; Arthropoda; Malacostraca; Decapoda; Cambaridae
Gene: spz6
Product: Spaetzle domain-containing protein 6
Biological process (GO): central nervous system formation; innate immune response
Cellular component (GO): extracellular region
Molecular function (GO): Toll binding; growth factor activity
Source: RefSeq, a predicted model, not a curated record